GAAGCGGGCGGGACUAAGGCAAGCGGAGACAUGUCGGACCCGGCAGAAGGGAAGAAUUCGGUCGCCGAGCAGGCGCACGGGGCUGUUUAUGAGGAUGGCGACGGAUUCUCAGACUUUAGCGACUCGGAGCUGGUGACGCUGCAGGAGGAAGCAAUGAUUGACAGCUGCGGUGCCACUUCCAUCCCAGAGAAGAUUGUACUGCAAAAUGAAGGAAAUGACAUCCAGGUGAACAUUAAGAAUGAUCUUGACACCACUGUAGACAUACACCGUGGAGACAGGGGAGAAUGCAGUGGCAGUUAUCAGAAUUCCCCUGGAUCUCCACAAACAAAAAGGAAACGCCUGCCGCAGACUCCGAUGGAGAAAUAUCGUAUGAAGUACUUGUGGGUGACUAACUUGUGCUCCCAGACAUGGUGCGAACAGCAGAUGGUGUACGAACUUGAGUUCCCAGAAUUCCUGGUGACAGAGAAAAGUGCUGUAAUGAAUGCAGGAUCUAGUAUACAUCUAGCCAGAGAGCUGGAGGUUCAUGAUGUUGUAUCGGUGAAGACACAGACAAGGGAAGAUACCUGGGCAAUAAAAUUACUGAAUAUAUUAUCAAUGAUCCCAAUUUUGCAGUCUGGAAGUCACAUUCGUGAAUUUCCUGUUUUUGGAGUCCUGAACGGUGUAUUUAUGGCGGGUGUGAUAGAUGAGCUAGGAUAUUCAUCCAAAGGGGAGCUGGAACUUAGAGAACUGAAAACUCGGGGAAGUCGAUCAUUACCAAGAGGUGCCCAGAAAAGAAGUCACCAGUUCCAGGUAUCAUUGUACAAGCUUCUAUUUGAUGGAAUGGUGAGUGGAGGUCUACAGCCAGAGCUUUUUUUUCAACAUUUGUAUUUAAAGCCAGAGCAGUCUUUGGGACCACAAGUGAUCGAACAUGCCAGUAAAGUUGGUUUUAUUGCAUCAAAUUUCAAAGAACUCUUGGAGCUUGCAUGUCUGAACCUGACUUUCUCAGACUUACCUAUGAUUGACAGCUUAAAAAUGGAAUAUUGUUAUCAGGAGGACAGUUCACUAUUGGGAUGUGAAUUUGUUAUUUUUGAGAGGGAAAUGGUGCUGGAACAGUUGACAUUUUACUUGGCCUUCUGGAAAGGACUGAGGGAGACUCAGGGAGUUGAUAUAGAAGAGGCCUGGAAGUGCCAAAGAUGUAGCUUUUCUAAUAUAUGUGAGUGGAGAACAAGAAAAUCGGCUUGUAUUCAAACCAAGAGAACUAAAUGAAGAAACCUCAUAACCAAAUUAUCAAAAGCACAAGACCUUGUGGAAUUCCAUUCCCCUACUUGGAAGCUGUCAAUCAGUCAAAC
Molecule: messenger RNA, 1328 nt
Organism: Pelobates fuscus (common spadefoot toad)
Lineage: Eukaryota; Metazoa; Chordata; Amphibia; Anura; Pelobatidae
Gene: EXO5
Product: exonuclease 5
Exons: 6
Coding region: 31-1245 (404 amino acids)
Biological process (GO): interstrand cross-link repair
Cellular component (GO): nucleus
Molecular function (GO): single-stranded DNA 5'-3' DNA exonuclease activity
Source: RefSeq, a predicted model, not a curated record